This is a messenger RNA of Corticium candelabrum, 907 nucleotides long. RefSeq lists its product as uncharacterized. The transcript is spliced from 2 exons. The annotation marks the transcript as partial. The record is from RefSeq and is a predicted model, not a curated record. Gene Ontology annotation, molecular function: protein dimerization activity; RNA polymerase II cis-regulatory region sequence-specific DNA binding; DNA-binding transcription factor activity, RNA polymerase II-specific. Gene Ontology annotation, cellular component: transcription regulator complex; aryl hydrocarbon receptor complex; nucleus. Lineage: Eukaryota; Metazoa; Porifera; Homoscleromorpha; Homosclerophorida; Plakinidae. Gene Ontology annotation, biological process: regulation of transcription by RNA polymerase II.
AUUGAGAAGCGAAGACGAGAGAAGAUGAACACGUAUAUCAACGAGUUGUCAGCAUUGGUUCCUGAGUGUGUGCAGACGAACAAGAGAAUGGAUAAACUGACAGUUUUAAAGUUGGCUGUUCGGCAUCUGAGAGAGCUGAGAGGUAAUCCAUUAGAUGAUGAGCAGCUGCAAGUCAAGCCACAAUUCUUGGCUGAUGACGAGUUGAAGUAUCUGAUAUUAGAGGUUAAUAGAUUUUUAUUUUUAGAUAUUAUUAGAUGUGAUUUUACUAUGUUGCAACAUACACACACACACACCUGGAAUUGGAAUUCCGCCAUACCCACUAUGGGCUUCGGCAUCGCAGAACUUUUCGCCAAGAAGAGCGGUCAUUGGCUUGUGACGGGUCAAUAUUCAAUGACACCAGGUCUCGUUGAAUGGUAUCAAUCCACCUGUUCUUUGGACCAUGCUGAGGGCAUUUCACAUUAUGCAACUUGCUUCUUAGCAACAACUUUUGUGGACGAGAGACGUUCAUCUGUUGUAAAUGACCAAGCCACUGCAAUCUUUGAUGUUGAAUUUGACGUUCAAUUGGUUCUUCCUUAUCAGAUUUCAAAUUGAAGGAAUUUCUUAUCUUGUUCAGUCUUGAUACACCCAAGAUAGAUCUAAUACAGCGCAUAUGAAAAGUGUUCAGUCUUCGAAUAUCUACUUGAGUGAUUGCCCAAGUCUCACAACCAUAUAGUAAAACUGGCAUCACUAGUGACCUAAAGACUCUCAGUUUUGUGUUCUUGCUAAAUCCUCGGUUUGUGAACACUCUACGUUUCCAAGAACAGAAUGUCCUGCUAGCUUUCUGAAUACGUUCAACAACCUCUAAGUGACAAUUCCCUGACUUAGUCACAAUGCUGCCCAAAUAGCAGAAUUCAGAAACAUUCUCUAG